AUGUCACCUGUAGCUACUCAACACCUUGAUGCCUCACACGGCACUACACUCAUCAAAGACCCUCACGUAUCGGGCAAAGCGUCCACUCCCGAUACCGAAAAGCUGGUCAUCAAUACCAUAAGAUGUCUCGGUGCCGAUCUGUGCCAACAGUACAAGGGUGGGCAUCCCGGGACAGUGAUGGGUGCCGCUGCUAUUGCUACUGCUCUUUGGCGAUACAGUAUGAGGUACAACCCUGUUAAUCCAGAUUGGAUCAACCGAGAUCGGUUCGUUCUUUCCGCUGGACACGCAUGUCUCCUUCAAUACAUUCUGCUUCAUCUAUCCGGAUAUCCUACCUGGACCCUCGACCAAAUCAAGAAAUAUCAUGCCCCAACUAUGGAUGGUAUAGCCGCCGGUCAUCCCGAAAUCGAAUAUCCAGGUAUUGAACUGACCACCGGUCUGUUGGGUCAAGGUAUCGCCAAUGCCGUUGGUCUUGCCAUAGCGAACAAGAAUAUGGCCGCCACCUACAACAAGGACGGUUACCCAAUCAUAGAUAACAAGGUUUGGUGUUUCACUGGAGAUGGAUGUUUGCAAGAAGGUAUUGGACAGGAAGCGAUCUCCAUGGCUGGUCAUUGGGGUCUUGACAACCUUAUCCUUGUAUACGACAACAACUCAGUCACUGUUGAUGGUACCAUUGACAUCUGUUUUACCGAUGAUACUUCUGCCAAACUAAGAUCUAUGGGAUGGCACAUUCUGGAGGUCGAUGAUGGGUCUAAUAACCUGGCAGCUAUCGUCGAAGCCUUUGAUCAAGCUAAAUCUUUCACCGGUAAACCCGUAUUCAUCAACAUCAAGACGGUCAUUGGUAUCGGAUCAGCCAAUCAAGGUAGUGGGAAGGUACACGGAGCCGCAUUAGGUGAGGACGAUGUUGCCAACGUCAAGAAAGCUCUCGGUUUCGAUCCUAAGGAGAAAUUUGUCGUGGCCCCAUCGGUUUACGAUUACUUCAAGGAGUCAAAGGCUAGAGGCGAGAAGGACGAGAAGGAAUGGAACGAGCUUUUCAGAAAAUAUACUGAAGCUUAUCCAGCUGAAGCCAAAGAAUUCCAAAGAAGAUUAGCAGGUGAACUACUUGAAGGUUGGGAAAGCAAUCUACCUCUCAAGGCUUCUCUACCACAAGACCCAAAAGCCACGAGACAAUCUAGUGGAAUCAUGCUCCGAUCGGUCGUACCUCAUGAUAAUUCUUUCUUGGUCGGGAGUGCCGAUCUGUGUGAAUCAACCUUUGUCAACUGGGAUAAAAUGGUGGAAUUCCAAAACCCCAAAUCUAGUUAUGGCGAUUAUUCUGGUCGUCAAAUUAGAUACGGUAUCAGAGAACACGCCAUGGUAGGUGUAGCAAAUGGUCUGGCUGCAUGGCAUAAAGGGGCGAUUGUACCUAUCAUGUCCAGUUACUUCAUUUUCUGGUUAUACGCCGCUCCAUCCUUGCGUAUGGCCGCUUUAAUGAAGCUCCGAUUCAUCGCCAUUGCGACACACGAUUCCAUUGGUGUCGGGGAGGAUGGGCCAACCCAUCAACCUGUGGCUUUCCCACUUUUCCUGAGGGCUCUGCCCAAUUUCAACUACAUCCGACCUGCAGAUGCUGAAGAAGUUGCAGGAGCAUGGAUUUUAGCCUUGAAAGAUUCCCAACACCCUAGUUUACUUUCGCUUACUCGACAACCUGUACCUCUCUUGGCUGGUACCGAUCGAACUCAGGUCCAGUUUGGUGCUUAUAUCGUUCACGGCGAUGCCCGUGAAGUACCUGACAUCACUCUUGUCGCCACUGGUUCGGAAGUCGCUCGAGCUGUCGACACCGCCAAGCUGCUUUCUGACUACAAAGUCAGAGUUGUGUCGAUGCCUCAUAUGGGAAGAUUCGACCAGCAAUCAGCUGAAUAUCGAAGAUCGAUUAUCCCUUCCAGCAAAUCAUUGGUCAUCGCCAUCGAACCAUACUGUUCUUUCGGGUGGGCAAAGUACGCUCAUGCUGGUGCACACAUGACUGGUUUCGGUCACUCGGCUCCCUACAGCACUUUGUUCGAACACUUUGGUUUUGGCCCCAAAAACUUAGCUGCUAAAAUAUCUGCUUGGGCUGAGACCAGGAAGAGCUCUCAAGGCUGGGAUUUACCCGGUGUGGGCGAAUUCGAAGAGCUUCUCUUGCAUCAGAAUCAGGGGCAUUAA
Molecule: messenger RNA, 2172 nt
Organism: Kwoniella botswanensis
Lineage: Eukaryota; Fungi; Basidiomycota; Tremellomycetes; Tremellales; Cryptococcaceae
Product: transketolase
Exons: 5
Coding region: 1-2172 (723 amino acids)
Biological process (GO): pentose-phosphate shunt
Cellular component (GO): cytosol; nucleus
Molecular function (GO): transketolase activity
Source: RefSeq, a predicted model, not a curated record